AGCUGAAAUCCAGGAGACUGCAUGCUGAAGUAUAACAAGAGAGGAAACGAUAAAUCUCUGCUACUAUGCAAUAAAUUGCUCCUGCUUUAGCUAAGGAAGCAUUGAGAUUUAGAUAUAAUCUUUUUUUUUUUUUUAAAAAGAAAAGCUCACUAUUCUUUUCUGAACCUUCUUCCCUUUUUCCUUAUCUUUUUAUCCCCUAAAGAAAUCCUUAAAGACAAAGCAAACAUUAAAAAGAGGGAGGGGGAGGGAAAGGAAGGCAAAGGAGAGGAGAGGAGGUUUGGAUCAAGGUGUCAAGAGCAGGACCGAAGAGGGCUAGUAACAUGACCAUUUUUGUUUGGUUUGUGUUCCUUGCUUCUCUUCUGAAGCACAUCAACUGCACAAGUCCACGCCGGGCUCCAGAGUCCAAUGGACGAAGGUAUAAUCGGAUUCAGCACGGCCAGUGCACCUAUACGUUCAUACUUCCUGAACAGGAUGGAAACUGUCGUGAAAGCUCUUCUGACCAAUACAACACCAAUUCGCUGCAGAGGGAUGCCCCUCACAUGGAGACCGAUUUCUCCUCCCAGAAACUGCAGCGGCUGGAGCAUGUCAUGGAAAAUUACACUCAGUGGCUACAAAAGCUUGAGAACUACAUUGUGGAAAACAUGAAGUCAGAAAUGGCCCAGCUGCAGCAAAACGCUGUCCAAAACCACACAGCCACCAUGCUGGAAAUAGGAACCAGCCUUCUCAGCCAGACAGCAGAACAGACAAGAAAGCUCACAGAUGUUGAAACGCAAGUUCUUAAUCAAACAUCCCGGCUUGAAAUCCAACUGCUGGAAAAUUCCUUAUCUACUUACAAGCUGGAGAAACAAUUGCUCCAACAGACCCAUGAGAUCUUGAAAAUCCACGAGAAAAACAGUCUAUUGGAACACAAGAUUCUUGAAAUGGAAGAAAGGCAUAAAGAGGAACUAGAUACCUUAAAAGAGGAAAAAGGGAACCUGCAAGUUUUGGUGUCUCGUCAAAGCUACAUUAUCCAAGAACUUGAGAGGCAACUAAGUAAAGCAACAACCAAUAACAGCAUUAUGCAGAAGCAACAACUUGAACUCAUGGAUACAGUCCAUAGCCUGAUCAGCAUUUGUUCUAAAGAUGGAGUUUUGCUAAAGAAUGCAAAAAAGGAAGAAGAGAAGCCAUUCAGAGACUGCGCAGAUGCAUACCAAGCUGGUUUUAAUAAAAGCGGUGUCUACACAAUUUAUGUUACUAACAUAUCAGAACCUAAAAAGGUUUUUUGCAAUAUGGAGACUGCAGGAGGAGGCUGGACAGUAAUACAACACCGAGAAGAUGGGAGCCUAGAUUUCCAAAAGAGUUGGAAAGAAUACAAAAUGGGUUUUGGUAGUCCCUCUGGUGAAUAUUGGCUGGGAAAUGAAUUUAUCUUUGCAAUAACCACCAGUCAAAAGCAUUACUCUCUAAGAAUCGAACUAAUGGAUUGGGAAGGAAGCAGAGCAUAUUCACAAUAUGAUAGAUUUUACAUAGGAAAUGAAAAACAGAAUUACAGGCUGUAUCUCAAGGGUCAUUCUGGAACAGCAGGGAAACAAAGCAGUCUGAUAUUACAUGGUGCUGACUUUAGUACCAAAGAUGCUGACAAUGACAAUUGUAUGUGCAAAUGUGCUCUUAUGCUAACAGGUGGUUGGUGGUUUGAUGCCUGUGGCCCUUCCAAUCUCAAUGGGAUGUUUUAUUCAGCUGGACAGCACCAUGGAAAAAUAAAUGGGAUCAAAUGGCAUUACUUCAAAGGUCCAAGUUAUUCAUUACGUUCCACAACUAUGAUGAUCCGUCCCUUGGACUUUUAAAGAGACAAUAAGAUAGUGGCCAUCUGAAGGACACCUUAUGUAAUCUUUAGGAGCAGAAGGUGGAAACUCCUUGAAAAUACUGAAUUCCAACAUCCUAGCUGACUUCAGAUCUUAUUUCACUGGCUGCAGUAAACAAACACAAGUCACUGUCCAACCUGGGGACAGGUGAAACUGUGGAUUAUGAAUAAUAUAAAAUAGCUUUUGUGGCUAUUCAGUGGACAACUUUAAGGUUCGGUUGCCACAAAUAAACUGGUAUCUUUUAACCAAAGCCUCUUUUUGUUGUUGUUUUGCUUUGAUCAAGAGGAUUUUUUUAAAAAUAUAGGACAUGCAAACCAAGUGGCCUUUUGGAAAAAAAAACAGAAAUAGAAUCUAAUGCAGAAGAUGUUUGUCUGCUAGGAAAAUGGUAUCGACUCAAUGCAGAAGCACAACUGCUAUUUAUUUGUAGCCCCUUAAAAUGCAACUAUGGCCUUACAACCUGGCAUCAGAAAAUGUGAUGGAGAUGGAAAAGUUAUCUUUAAUAUCAGAGCAAUAUGCUAUAUAUGAGUUAUUUCUCAUUAAACCUAUUUCAGACAUGGAAUAUCCUUCAAAAAGACAACGAAUCAAGUUGGACAGAAAGAGCAAUAUGGCGAGAAUGGUCAAUUGACCUGUAUGGCUAGCCUAAAAUUUGGCAAUCCAGAUAAUUGGAUUCUUCCAAAUAUUUCAACUAUGUUUGAUAGCAUGAUAACAAAAAGAAUUAUGGAUUUUUCGUUCUGACUGCUACAGCUUUACUUUGCUUUAUAUGACAUUUCAGUAUGAAUGUCAUAUGAAAAACAAAGAAAAAGAAAAAGCACAGCUCUUUUUAAAAAAUGCAAGAUCAAGGUUAUUUGUACAUAGAUUUAUGACCUGGAUACACAAAUACAGAAAAUAUGCAAAUAUCAUAACCAUGUAUUAACUGGAUUUACUUUAUCAGUCUUGCUGGUUUGCAUGUAAAUGUUACUAGUAAAUUGCUAGGACUUUCACAUCUGUUAUUCAACCUUCAUUUGACAGAGCUCAGCAGAAAACUAUGAGUUAUUUCCUAUCCUUUUUUACACCUUUGGACAGUGGAUUGGAAAUCAAGGAAUACAAGAGAAGAAAGAGAUUGCAGAUAUGGAUUGCAAAUGCCCUGAAUGGAAAGCAGUUAUAAUUGAGUGGAUUAAUUUAAAUGGGAAAACAAGACAUUAUUUAAAAUGAAUAGGACUAAAAUGUAGUUCCCUAGAUCAUUAUCUAGAUGGUAGACUUAAUCCUGAAUUCAAAGAUUUCUAAGAUUGUGGGUUAUUGUUGUUUUCUACUUGUUUCCAAUACAUCCAUACCCAAAAUUCAAUGUGCAUUUUAAUGAGUGUUGAAACCUAGUUCAGAUAUUUGGCCAAGGUGAUAACGUCUUUCAUUGAUGUUUCAGCUUCCAAUGUACAUCUAACAUUAGACAA
This is a messenger RNA of Ahaetulla prasina, 3262 nucleotides long. It is a transcript of the gene ANGPT1, whose product is annotated as angiopoietin 1. Lineage: Eukaryota; Metazoa; Chordata; Lepidosauria; Squamata; Colubridae. The transcript has 9 exons. Gene Ontology annotation, molecular function: receptor tyrosine kinase binding. Gene Ontology annotation, biological process: angiogenesis; Tie signaling pathway. Bases 321 to 1820 code for a protein of 499 amino acids. The record is from RefSeq and is a predicted model, not a curated record.